AUGUUCACGAUGCCUGUAUCUGGAUUGCUCUGCAACUCAUCCUGGGGAUGGCAAAGCGCGUACUACGUCCACGGAGCGUUGUGCAUGUUCCUGUUCUCACUUUGGUGGUGGUACUACCGUAACGACCCUGUUGACCACCCGAAAAUGACGGAAGUCGAGCUCGAGAAGAUUCAGCGCGGCAAGAAGGAGGAGGAGCUCGGUCAACAUGAGGCUGUACCGGUUGGGGCAAUCCUUCGGGACCCCGUCGUUUGGAGCGUCUGGUUGUCGGCCUUCGGUGAGCUGAUGAUGUCCCAAUUCAUUGUCCUCUACGGCCCCACUUUCAUCAAGGAGGUCCUCAACUUCUCCGUCGGAAAAUCUGCCAUGAUGGUCGCUAUGCCUCGCUUCGUCCAUCUUUGUUUCAAGAUCAUUUCCGGACAUUUGAGUGACAAGAUUAAGUUCCUGUCCGAGAAGACCAAGAUGAUCAUCUUUAACACGAUCUCCCUGAUGGUGUCCGGCUUCUUCUUCUGCGUACUUGGCUUCAUUCCCAAGGAACAAGCGUUCUACAGUAUCGUCAUCCUCUUUAUCAUCGAGGCGACGACCGGAUGUAUUUGCGGCGGUUUCUACAAGUGUGCUACCCUCGUCGCAAGACAACACUCCCACUUCGUCCUCUCUGCCAUCCAGUUCAUCAAGUGCUCUCCCUCUUCAUCGAGCCCACCC
Molecule: messenger RNA, 696 nt
Organism: Mesorhabditis spiculigera
Lineage: Eukaryota; Metazoa; Nematoda; Chromadorea; Rhabditida; Rhabditidae
Source: the annotation of a GenBank genome assembly